AUGGUUUUGAACCAUCAGUUUGUCGUGAUAGAUUCUCCUUCUUGGUGGUGGUCCAUCGAGAGAAACAAUGAAAAACUUCUUCAAAGAAACAAUAAGUUAUCCGUGAUUGAAGAUUAUAACGAAGGAUCCCCCAGAAACGUUCCAGUAGAAGAAAUAAAACAAGGUGAUUGCAAAGGAACAAUGAAAGGUUUGAUCAAGUUUCUCCAUCGCAAGGAGGAACUGCAGACUAAAUACGAUUUGGUGCUUAAUAAUUGUAAAACGUUCGCAAAUAGAGUGUUCAAUGAAUAUUUGGUAGGAUGCGGUCAAAGAAACACUCAAUUUUUUGCGAACAGUGACACUUCAAAUGAAGAGCUGCUUUAA
Molecule: messenger RNA, 360 nt
Organism: Pocillopora meandrina
Lineage: Eukaryota; Metazoa; Cnidaria; Anthozoa; Scleractinia; Pocilloporidae
Source: the annotation of a GenBank genome assembly